Molecule: messenger RNA, 3338 nt
Organism: Alligator sinensis (Chinese alligator)
Lineage: Eukaryota; Metazoa; Chordata; Crocodylia; Alligatoridae
Gene: EMP2
Product: epithelial membrane protein 2
Exons: 5
Coding region: 232-735 (167 amino acids)
Cellular component (GO): plasma membrane
Source: RefSeq, a predicted model, not a curated record
GCCCGGGGAAGCGCUUCCCCCGCUCGCGGCCGGACCCGUCUUGCUGCUGGGAUCUUACGGACUAAAGCCAGGAGAGCCACCCACGCCCGAAGACGCUGCUGAAUCCUUGCCAAGCCCCGAGAGAUGUUGAGGGAAAGAAGGGGUCAAGGAGAAGUGUCAGAUCCAUCUCAUUUCAAGCGUGGACAAAGCGACCAACGCUUCAUCUCAGACUAAAACCUUCACGGAACAAAGAUGUUGAUUCUUCUGGCUUUCAUUAUUGUGUUUCACAUAACCUCAGCAGCGCUACUGUUCAUCUCGACCAUUGAUAAUGCCUGGUGGGUAGGAAAAGACUUUUCUACAGAUGUCUGGCAAAUCUGUACCAACAUUACUAACUGUACAGUUAUUAAUGAAAACAUGGCCGAAUAUCAAUCAAUACAAGCUGUUCAGGCUGCUAUGAUCCUGUCUACCAUUUUCUGUUGUGUUGCAUUUCUGGUUUUCAUUCUUCAACUCUUCCGCCUAAAGCAAGGAGAGAGAUUUGUGUUAACUUCUAUUAUCCAGCUGCUGUCAUGCCUCUGUGUAAUGAUUGCAGCUUCCAUUUAUACAGAUAGGCAUGAAGAACUGCAUGAGGCUGUUGAAUAUCUUCAGUUAAAUGUUGCUAGUGGCCAAUAUGGGUAUUCCUUCAUCUUAGCCUGGAUUGCAUUUGCUUUUACUCUGAUCAGUGGUGUGAUGUACCUAAUAUUAAGAAAACGUAAAUAAAUGUCAGCAGCUAGUUAUUUCUGUCACUGCAGUACAGAACCAAAAAAAUUCCAGUAACCAUUUUGUAUAUAAUCGUUUAUGUGGUUUUGUAGUAAAAGUAUUGUUCCUCUAAAAUUGUACUGUGUUCUUGGUAUGAAAAAGACCAGCAAACAAAAAGUAAACAAACAAAAAGUUUACUGGAAAACUUGACCGUCUAGGAUAAAGGGUCUGGCUUUGGCCAGAUUAGAUUUCUUUGUAUAGUUCACCACUUUAAAUUGCUGUCACUUUAACUAGACAUUAACAAAUGUGUUUGGAUUUGUCCUCGCAUAGAUUGGUUUACAUCAUGCUUAGUGUCAGAGACACAGCACAUGCUAUUAAGUCAUUAGCAAUCUAUCCCUUUAGGAAUAAGUGUGGAGAAAUAUGAGACCCAGUUCACAAAGCCUAAAACCAUUUUGGAAGUUCCAAGAUAGUGGGGGCCUACCAUUUUGGCAGGUGCGCCACAAAUUAGCUUUGCAUCCUUUGAGUGCCACUCUGAUCUCCUUCCUCUGAUCUUCUUCUCUGCUUUCUGCUUCUUACUGUAUGCUCCCUACCCAAAUCUCCUGUUUUCUGCUUCCUGCCCUGGGCUUCCUACCUGAUUUGCUCUAGCUUCUACUUCCUGCCCCACCUGUUGCUAUGCUGCCUGUCCCUUCUCUGAUCUGCCACAUGCCACAUGUACAGGCUACCCAUGCCACAGGUUGACUCCCCCUGUUUAAAACAUGCAGAAUAUUUCAAUUAUAAUAGGACUUUCAUACCAUUUCAAAUGAAUAAUAAAAAGGCAAAUGUAAAACUUUUCAAAAAUUAAUUUUAAAAAAAUGACAUUUACUUUUUGUACUCUAAAACUUGGAUUGUCCUUCUUACAUUCAAGCAUUCAGAGUAUUAAGUAGUGCAAGUUACCAGUAAAUUUUACUGCACAGUUUGGGUCUGGGAUCUCAAACUAGUAGAAAUAUAGACAAAUUUUGCAAAUGCAAAAAACCUGCUUUUAAAUCUCAUUCGUGUCUAGUUUUAUCUAACAAGUAACUCUUGCCUUACCUUAACAUUUACUUCUCAAUAUUUAAGGACUUACCAUUUUUUAAAAAUGAAUUUGUGGCUAACCAAUAGCAAAUUUAGAUUUUGUUGGACAAAUCUGCUUGAAGUAUUCUCCACCCUUAAAAUCUGAUAUAAAAUGAAAAAGUCAUUUGCCUUCAAGAACUAGUUUUUUGCUAUUACUCUUUGCAAAUGAUUUAUAUUUGGUAUUUUACAGUCCUUUGUGAGUGUUUACAUGAACUUAAAAACUCCUACUCAACAAAUGAGGGUAGCAUUUGCCUAAGCCAUUUAGUUCUGUUUAGCUACUGACUUUGUUGACAGAAUUCCUCAAAUAAUUACUUAGGGAUUUUCUGAUAUUUAAAUAAUUUGUGGUAUCAAAUUUUAUACUAUGAUAAUAGGCUUAAAUGCUAAAAAUGGAUUUGGCUAAGAGUGAUUUAGAGGAUGAUAGAUCAGUUUGUAUAGAGUGUUGUGGCUUUUAGAGGUCUGUCCUGGCUUCCAUGUUUAAAUGUAGUGCUUUUAUGGCUUAACAAAUGUAACCUUUUGUUUAAGUCCACUACAUUCAUUACUACUGAACUGGUAUUAGAGACAGUAGAAAAGGAAGUCAAGAAGGUUUUCAGUAGCCUUGUAACUUGUGGUGCUUAGGCAAGCCAGAUCAGCUAAUGCAAAGUUGCGAAGUUCUACAAAAGUCAGUGCAGCUAUAUCAGUAUAAAUCUGCUGAGAAUCUGGCUCAGUCAUCUUCAGUAAGUAAAAUCUUCAUUAUUUACAAGGUGGAGAUGUGCAUGUAUCAGUAAAGGAACCACCAAAAACAUGGGACUGCUGUAGUAUUGUUAUAGUAUUUACUUUUGGGGGCCAGGAAAAAAACCUACUUGCUUGGUAGAUAGGAAGUAUUUAGAUGGAAAAAGCAGUCAACUUGGAAUGCAUCCCUGCCAUUGUAACAUGACUUUACUGGUUGUUUUAUCAAAAUUUUUCCCCUUGGAAAUAUGUUCUAAAUUUCUGAAGUUACCACUUUUGGUUUUAUAAUGUAACAUUUUUUAAAUUUCAAAGACAUAUAUUUCAGUUCCAAAAUCUUAAUUUUAACAAUGGAAUAAUAGAGUACAAAAGAACAGAUUUUGUUUUGAAAGAGUGACAUGCUAUAAGGCAAGGUUUAAAGUAGAUUUUAUACCAGUCAUUUGCUAUUCUGGCUUGCAUAUUACAUGAAGCACAAUGAAAUGAGCUAACAGAAUGAUAAACCAAAUCAUCGGUCAAAAGUAUUUAAGCAUUUUUAGAUAAAAGUCCAAUAUUUUUCUAAAGUUUUCAAGACAAAAAAAUUGCCAUUGACUGACUAUUUGCAGGACAGACAUACUACUAGACUUAACGAUCAUAAAGUACUUCACCUGGGUCAUUUUAUAGCUUGAAUAUUUAAUAUACAUUAUGCAUAUGUGUCCUCACACAUGUAUACACAACCCUAUGUCCAGAAGGAAAUCCUUUCCCUCUUAAUUAAAGCAGUAGAGUAUAUUAUACAUAUAUAUAUAUGCAUAUGCAGACACACACAAACAUCUUACAUGUGUCAUUCUAAAUACAAA